Molecule: messenger RNA, 8749 nt
Organism: Daucus carota subsp. sativus
Lineage: Eukaryota; Viridiplantae; Streptophyta; Magnoliopsida; Apiales; Apiaceae
Product: senescence-associated carboxylesterase 101
Exons: 4
Coding region: 215-1534 (439 amino acids)
Biological process (GO): lipid metabolic process; defense response
Molecular function (GO): carboxylic ester hydrolase activity
Source: RefSeq, a predicted model, not a curated record
AACAUUCAAGCUACAUGUAUAAAAAGAGCAGAGACCUCAGCGGCUGAGUCGACGGAAUUAGGACAUAAAGGAUUCAGACAGGAAACUUCCCCAUAAUUAUAUACUUCUUGCGGUUGUAGUUUAUUUCAAUAACGUAGAUAGAAAAAAGUAUUCUUGCUAAUGUACGAUACCCAGUUCUGCUGAGUUCACCUUACACGCAGAGGAAGAGAAGAAAAUGAUGAACCAGUUCAACCAUGAAGAAGAGUUGGGGAAUCUUCUGAUAUGCUCAGAUCUUAUAUCCAACUGUUGGGCUCAUAUUAUGAAGGUCAAUGAAGAAACCCCAAAAGAAGUUAAUUCGAGCUUGUUGCCUCAGACUGUUAAAUACAAACGUUUUGAAUUUUUUGAUGCUCGAAAUUCUACUGAUGUUACUAUUAUAGCUUUUUCUUGCUCUAUGAUUUCUAGUGAUCUUCGUGGUGAGGGUCAACGUUUAGUUUCAUCUGCAGACCUCAACUUGGAGCUCUUUGAUUUUCUUUCCACAAAUUCCAACCCUUCCUUCUCUCUUCAUAACCUUGCUAUACAACUUUUUCAUUCUCUCCUUGCUCAACUCAUUCAAGAAAAGAUUAAUACUACGAAACCCUUGAUCAUUACUGGGCAUUCUCUUGGGGGAUCUGUUGCCUCGCUGUUCACAAUAUGGCUGCUAAACAACAGCUACAAGAAAAUAGAGUACAGAAAAACCAAAUUCCCAAUUUGCUUAACUUUUGGGUCACCGUUACUUGGCAAUGAGGGCCUUCAAAAAGCCAUAUCAGGACGGCCAUCUUGGGAUUCAUGCUUUGUGCAUGUCGUCUCAACACAAGAUCCAGUUCCCGGGUUGUUUCUAUCACCCCACAACACCAUUGACUCGGAGUCCUGUUUUGAAAGCAAAUAUAAGUCCUUUGGUUUAUACCUCUUCUGCUCUGAAUCCCGCUUUGCUUGUAUCUCUAAACCUGAGUUAGUCUUGGAACUAUUAUGGGCCUUUAGUUCAAAGAAUCUGCCCUUCAAUGAUUAUGGAUUGCUCUUGAAAGGAGUUAAAAGCAAGGCAAUUGUUAGAGGGAUUGAUCUAGUUGAGUGUGAUAACAAUCCAUUCCGCACUGGGAUCACAUUACAGCUACAAGCAAUUGGAAUUCAUGAUACGCUGAACAAAGACUUGAUCGGAAGAAUUGUGACAAAGCAAAAGGAAUCCUUAGAACGCAAAGCUUAUGAAGUUGGUUUAGAUGAAAGUUUGAAGAAGAUGAAAAUAGAAAUGACCUAUAUGGAGUGGUACAAGAAGACUACAAGGACUCGAGGAGGUUAUUACGACACCUACAAAAGUUCAGCUCGAAGCCGAAAUGAAAGUGUAACUAAAGCAGUAUUGGUCAAACACCAAAGAAGUCUCACAAAGUGCUGGGCAAAUGCUGUUUAUGAAGAGAGGAGAACUGAUGCAAAAUCAUUCACAUUUUGUCUCCUCAUGGCAGGAAAUAACUAUAGGAGGAUGGUGGAACCGCUUGAUAUAGCAGAAUACUACAAAGGUUAUUGUUGAUAGAGGAAUUUGGUAAUCAACAAAGAUGAGGUUCACGGCCGGAAUCAAGAUCCGUGACGGUGGUUUUGGUCGCUGGAGAGUGGUGGUUGUUUGUUUUAGGGGGUGGCUGAGAUUAGAGUUUUGAGUUGGUCUCACGUGCUCUCAACUCAUGAUCCCCCAAUGUGCCUACGUACCCCUAUAUUUAUAGGGGAUCAAGCCAUACGUAGUUCUAUGGAACCAGGAGUCCUAGUUUGAUCAGGACUAGGCCUCUUGGCAAUAAGGUCGGAGAUAGGCCGAAGGCCCAUCUUGGAGAAUCCUACUCCUGUUAGAAUUAGUCUUGAGUAUGACUACCUCAGACUCCUAAUCCAAAUAGAUCACGGAUUCAACGAUAUCUCCACUACGAGAGAUAGCAUCUACCACGAGUCCACGACUCUUAUGGAGAAGUUAUCUGGGGGAGCCAUGACUAACCCCUCGAGGUGCAGGGACACGUCCUCACCUCUCGGUGAGGUCUUCAUCUUCAAACAAGGUAGACAAGGAGCCAAAUUACACGAUCGUCUCAAUCCCCCGAUGAGGGCUAACUCACCAGAAUACAGGAUCCAGACAUAUGAUCGGCCUUCGUGUUACCCCGGAGGGCCUUCAAGAGCCAUGAUCACCUCAAGCCCCCACACGAGGGUUAACUCGGCAGAUAGCAGGAUUGAGGAUUGUAGAUCAUGCCCGGAUGAGCCCGGGAACUAUCAGAUGAGCCUGAUAACUACCAAAUGAGCUUGGUAACUAGUCUUCAUAUCCCUCGGAAGGGUCGUCACGGAGACUCACUCAUCCUCUUUCUUUCAUCAUGUAUUUCAUAACUAUGCCUCUUCUGAGUCAAAGGACGCGCCCUGAUAGGGAGGACGUGUCCUUCCCAAUUCCCGUCUUCAUCCCUGUUUACUGGACAAGAGACCGCACCUCCCGGGCCAUGUCUGGGGAGGGCGCUUCCUUCCCUUAUCUUGUCUUCAAUCCUCCUUACUGGACAAGAGACCGCACCUCCCGGGCCAUGUCUGGGGAGGGCGCGUCCUCCCCUCCACAUGAUAUACAAAAACAGCUACAACACCUCGGAAGAGUCGUCGUAUCCCCCGGAGGGGUCGUCAUAUCCCCCCCGGAGGGGUAGGUCUUCCUAUCCCCGGAGGGACGGUCUUCGUCUCCCUCGGAAGGGUUGUCUCAGCGAAUGUACACUCUCCCAUAAGAAGAGCCUUCUUACAACACAUCAGACAGGUCCUUCUUUAACAUGAGGUCGCGCCCCCGGGGAGGCGAGGACACCCCGUUAAAGGCACGCCCUUGGUCUUCAUCUCAUUGUCAACUUCUUACAAGGGACGCGCCCCUCGGUCACCUCCGAAGAGGGCGUGCCCUCCUCCACAUAUUACAGGACGUGGGUGGACGGAGGUCGGUCGCGUCUCUCCAUCAACACUCUCAAGUAAGGCGUCCCUCCUUGUGACUCGGAGGACGCGUCCUUUUCAAGCAACACCAAGGGUCGGUCGCAUCCUCCCUUUAUAAGCAGGAGGACGCCUCCUCUUCACGCAACACCAAGGGUCGAUCGCAUCCUCCCCUUAUAAGCAGGAGGACGCGUCCUCUUCAUGGGACACGUGUGACCUGGAGGACACAUCCCUCCUUCCGACGCGGAGGACGCGUCCUCUUCAUUAAGAUACGCAACAUCGGCGGAUCAGUCGCGUCACGGAGGGCUGCGCCCUUCCGUUCAGACUAGUGUCUUCAAGGGUCGGUCGCGUCCUCCCUUUAUAAGCAGGAGGACGCGUCCUUCCUUUAUAUAGGACUCUUAGCCCAAUUCAUGUCUUACUUAGUUAAACUAAGUACAUACUUGGCCCAACAAGGACCUAGCCAAAUUUGGCUAUAACAAGUACUCCCCAAAUUUUCUUGAUAUUGGAGAUAUCAGGGAAAUUUUUACUCCAUACCACACAUCCUCUUCCGAGAGCGCGUCCGCGCAUAGAGGCGUGACGUAAGCCACUUCUAUUCCUCGACAUUCCAAGAUGCAGGCUGUGCACAAGCCUUGCAUGUAUAUAAUGUCGGUGUCUUUGAUCAUUUAGCAAAGUUGCUAAGCAUGAGGCUGUCGCGUCUUCUUGAUGUGUUCAUAAAUAAUAAGCAAUCUUUAUGUAGACAAAAGAAAACAGGGGGCGCGGCCUAUCUGUCGUUGACAGUGGCGCAGCUUCGCUUAUUCCUUCCAAAUGACACAUUCAACCAUAACAUUCGCGCCAAUGAACUUCAACAAAAGAAGGGCGCGCCUUCGCUGUGCGAAGGUUUGUGGCUUUUUUUUCAGCCUUACUGUGUCCAUGGUAUCUGGGAAUAGUAAAUAUAAGGCGCGACUUACAGAAUGGCGCCGCCUAGUUAUAACAUGACCCCUUUUAAUUCUUUUUGUUAAAGAAUUGCCUAAGCAGAGGGCGCGGCUGAUGGCGCUGCCUUGCAAUAUUUCUUUUCUUUCAAGGACUGUAUAAGCAGAGGGCGCAGCCUUACUUGUAAGGCUCUUUUGAUCUUUUCCAAGGAUUAAGUAGAGGGCGCGGCCUUUGGCGCAGCUUUACUUUUUCACGCGUGAAUCACUUGCUUAAGAAAUUCAAAAGGACCACUCCCCAGUCCAUACAUCAUCCCAUACGAGGCAUCACGAAUCUUAUCGUGGUUUAAAAAAGCUCCGGUGCAUCGCACGGGUCCCAGAGCUAAUAGCUCAAUGGGGAAUUAAUAGUAUAAACUGUUAUCCAGAGCAUAUCAUGAAUAUGUAAGAUCCAGAGCGUAUCAUGGAUGCGCAAGUAUAAUGUCCAGAGCGUAUUAUGGAUGCGCAAAUAUAGUAUCCAGAGCAUAUCAUGGACACGUAAAUAAUCAUAGCAUCCAGAGUAAAUCGUGGAUGACAUCCAGAGCGUAUCAUGGAUGGUUAAAAUUCAUAGUACCCAGAGCUAGUCAUGGAUAAUUUGGUAACCUUUGAAAGGCCUUAAGUGUACCUUAAUCAAAGACCUUGCAGGUAUCAUGCUACGUUCCCGUAGAACGGAGGGCGCGCCCUCAUCAAGAUGGACAGCUCCUUUAGCAUGUUAGACUUGACCUGCACUUUAUCAUGUAUACGACUUAAUACUGAUGGUCAGUGUUACCUCACGACGCGCCCUGUUAGGGGAAGACGCGUCCUCCCAAAUUAUCAACCCUGGAAACAUGACCUUGGAACUCGGGGUGCGUCCAACUAGGAGGAGGCGCGUCUUUGAAGCAUCUCCCUUCUCAACAUUAUUAUCCUGGGGGCGCGCCCUCAUGUGCUUCCUCAAGUGAUGAGUACUUCCGGGAGGACGCGCCCUAGGGAGGGACGUGACCUCUUCAAGACUAGUGAGCUCCUUCCUGAGUAUGUUUGUCUUCACAAAGUAUCAUAUGAAGCAAUUAAUGCAUCAGACAUACCAGAGGGCGCGCCCUGUCAGAGGGAGGCGCGCAAUUCGUUCUCUGAUAGAAUACUGGUUGGAUAUGGCGUACCCCUUUAGGAGGGCGCGCCUUGUUGGAGGAAAGUGCGACUACUCCUCACGGCGAAGAGGUGUAUUCCUCAUAAAGGUAACACCAUAUUACCUGUGAAUUUACACAUGUAGUAGUCUUAGGGAACCAAAUACUGGGGGAGUUUAGUAUUUACCUGAGGGCGCGCCCGGUCAGGGGAAGGCGCGCACCCUUACGACUUUUCGAGCUAGGUUCCAUCUCAAUAGCUCGCCCUUCGUAACCUUCCCGUUCAUAUCAUCACACGUGGUCAGGCCUUCAACAUGCGCCUCUCGCGAACCUCAAAUUACUUGCUCUGGGGAGGGCGCGCCCCUUCAGAAAACCGUUGAGGCUUCCAGGGAGGCGAUCUCCUUCUCGUAAAGACUCAAACCACAACAGACUUGUUAGCAAUAACAUGCGAAAGCAUUGUGAGAAUCUUACCCGGAGGUGCGCCUUCUUCGGAGGUGUCAGGGAAUUCAUUCCUCACGGUGGUAGUCGAGCACCACAUCACUUGGAGGUGUACCCUGUCAGAGGGAGGUGUACCCUGUCCUGGGGAGGUGUACUCUAUCCGGGGGAGGUGUACCCUGUCCGGGGGAGGCGUACCCUCUUCGUAGGUGUCAAGGGAUGCAUUCCUCACGGUGGUCGUCAGACACCACAUCACCUGGAGGCGUACCCUGUCAGGGGAGGUGUACUCUCUCCGGGGGAGGCGUACCCUCUUCGUAGGUGUCAAGGGAUGAAUUCCUCACGGUGGUCGUCGGACACCACAUCACCUGGAGGCGUACCCUGUCAGGGGAGGUGUACUCUCUCCGGGGGAGGUGUACUCUGUCCGGGGGAGGCGUACCCUCUUCGUAGGUGUCAAGUCUCCGAAAAUCGCAUCCUUCGCUGACUCCCCGGUCCAGAAUACCUUGUUCGCACAUUAGGUUACCUCCUAGAAUUUAGUUGAUGAUCGUCCUCCUUCAAACUCCCGAUGGAGAUAUCGUCCUUUUUCUGAAAAAGUAGAUGAAGGUCUCCUCCUCUUUUGUGCUCUAGCCAUCGCCCUGCCGGAAAACGCUCCUCCUCUACGUGCGAAUCUCCGUCGUGUGACAUCUCUUCCUCCUAAGAUGAAGAUCUUGAAUAGCCCCUCCUUCUAGCGCCAAUUUGUUGAUAGAGGAAUUUGGUAAUCAACAAAGAUGAGGUUCACGGCCGGAAUCAAGAUCCGUGACGGUGGUUUUGGUCGCUGGAGAGUGGUGGUUGUUUGUUUUAGGGGGUGGCUGAGAUUAGAGUUUUGAGUUGGUCUCACGUGCUCUCAACUCAUGAUCCCCCAAUGUGCCUACGUACCCCUAUAUUUAUAGGGGAUCAAGCCAUACGUAGUUCUAUGGAACCAGGAGUCCUAGUUUGAUCAGGACUAGGCCUCUUGGCAAUAAGGUCGGAGAUAGGCCGAAGGCCCAUCUUGGAGAAUCCUACUCCUGUUAGAAUUAGUCUUGAGUAUGACUACCUCAGACUCCUAAUCCAAAUAGAUCACGGAUUCAACGAUAUCUCCACUACGAGAGAUAGCAUCUACCACGAGUCCACGACUCUUAUGGAGAAGUUAUCUGGGGGAGCCAUGACUAACCCCUCGAGGUGCAGGGACACGUCCUCACCUCUCGGUGAGGUCUUCAUCUUCAAACAAGGUAGACAAGGAGCCAAAUUACACGAUCGUCUCAAUCCCCCGAUGAGGGCUAACUCACCAGAAUACAGGAUCCAGACAUAUGAUCGGCCUUCGUGUUACCCCGGAGGGCCUUCAAGAGCCAUGAUCACCUCAAGCCCCCACACGAGGGUUAACUCGGCAGAUAGCAGGAUUGAGGAUUGUAGAUCAUGCCCGGAUGAGCCCGGGAACUAUCAGAUGAGCCUGAUAACUACCAAAUGAGCUUGGUAACUAGUCUUCAUAUCCCUCGGAAGGGUCGUCACGGAGACUCACUCAUCCUCUUUCUUUCAUCAUGUAUUUCAUAACUAUGCCUCUUCUGAGUCAAAGGACGCGCCCUGAUAGGGAGGACGUGUCCUUCCCAAUUCCCGUCUUCAUCCCUGUUUACUGGACAAGAGACCGCACCUCCCGGGCCAUGUCUGGGGAGGGCGCUUCCUUCCCUUAUCUUGUCUUCAAUCCUCCUUACUGGACAAGAGACCGCACCUCCCGGGCCAUGUCUGGGGAGGGCGCGUCCUCCCCUCCACAUGAUAUACAAAAACAGCUACAACACCUCGGAAGAGUCGUCGUAUCCCCCGGAGGGGUCGUCAUAUCCCCCCCGGAGGGGUAGGUCUUCCUAUCCCCGGAGGGACGGUCUUCGUCUCCCUCGGAAGGGUUGUCUCAGCGAAUGUACACUCUCCCAUAAGAAGAGCCUUCUUACAACACAUCAGACAGGUCCUUCUUUAACAUGAGGUCGCGCCCCCGGGGAGGCGAGGACACCCCGUUAAAGGCACGCCCUUGGUCUUCAUCUCAUUGUCAACUUCUUACAAGGGACGCGCCCCUCGGUCACCUCCGAAGAGGGCGUGCCCUCCUCCACAUAUUACAGGACGUGGGUGGACGGAGGUCGGUCGCGUCUCUCCAUCAACACUCUCAAGUAAGGCGUCCCUCCUUGUGACUCGGAGGACGCGUCCUUUUCAAGCAACACCAAGGGUCGGUCGCAUCCUCCCUUUAUAAGCAGGAGGACGCCUCCUCUUCACGCAACACCAAGGGUCGAUCGCAUCCUCCCCUUAUAAGCAGGAGGACGCGUCCUCUUCAUGGGACACGUGUGACCUGGAGGACACAUCCCUCCUUCCGACGCGGAGGACGCGUCCUCUUCAUUAAGAUACGCAACAUCGGCGGAUCAGUCGCGUCACGGAGGGCUGCGCCCUUCCGUUCAGACUAGUGUCUUCAAGGGUCGGUCGCGUCCUCCCUUUAUAAGCAGGAGGACGCGUCCUUCCUUUAUAUAGGACUCUUAGCCCAAUUCAUGUCUUACUUAGUUAAACUAAGUACAUACUUGGCCCAACAAGGACCUAGCCAAAUUUGGCUAUAACAGUUAUAAACAAGGCCAGAAAGACUACUGGGCCGGAGGUAGAUCAGAGCAUUAUAUUCUGUUGGAGAAAUGGCUAAAUGAAAUGCAAAUCACGCCUAGUCAGAGGACUAAAAACUGUAGUUUUAAUGUGGAUUCUUGCUUUUGGGCACAUGUGGAAGAGGCUUUAAUUUUGGUCAAAAUGUUAAGCACUGAAGAGAGCUCUCCCGAGAAUGAGGAGCUAUUCCGAAAACUAAACAACUUUGAGGAGUAUGUGAUGGAUUCGAUAGCUAAGCGUAUAGUAGACCCUGAGAUUUUCUUGGAAGGAAGCAGCUUCCAGUUAUGGUGGAGCCUAUACAGUGAUAAGAAAGGAGAUUCUUGCAAAUCCCCUUUGGCUAAUUAUAUGAGGGCUAGAAGUUAUGAAGCUUUGUUGUAAUAUGCUGACAGAGUUCAUGUGAAGCUAAUGACGCGAAAACAAGAAAACGAGUAAACUUUGGAUGGGAGUGGAAGUCUUAAAGCGGCUCAAACUGGCACCAAUGUUAAGACUUCUUAUGAUGUGUGUGUGUGUCAUUGAUUUCGUAGAUGCGUGCUUAAACUUUUGUACAGGAAGAACUGGCUAAGCAUUAGUCAUGAGCUAGCUUGUUUUGAUCUUAAUAAAGGGCAAGCAAGCAUGCUACAUUGCUACUUGGUUAGAAUCACUUUCGGUAAGGACGUUUGGUAACAUGGUUGUGAAUAAGCGAAACCGACCUGAGUUUUCAGGUUUCAACUCUUUAGAAUUUAUUUA